GGUAUGGUUAUUGGGUAGAGGUAUGGAGGUAGAGCUAAACCAUGGAAGGUGCAGUUGGUCCCUCGAAUCUACCCAGCACCUCUGGUGGGAAUGCCCCGCCUCCAAGAGGAUUUGGAGAUGGAGGGAGCAACAUUGGCAGGCAUCCAGGGAUGGCUCCAUUAAAUGUGAUGAGCGGUGGGUCUUACUCAGCUUCCUCCCCGCAGCAGGCAAGAGUUGUAAAAGCGGAUGGGGGUAUGUUUGCUCACGUGAUCCGGGGGCUGAUUUGCGAGAUCAUCUGGAGGGACAGGAACAGGGCCAGGUUUCAGAAAAAGCCCACUGUCCGAUUUGGAGAUCAAGAGAUUGGUGAAACAGGGUUUGUGCAAUGCCAUCGAAGUGGACUGGGGGAGGAAAGCACCGCUCUGGGAACGGCAGCAGGAGUCGGCCCAGCUGCUGUCAGCAUCAUGUCGGGAGAAAGCGGCUUCGCCAAGAUCUUGCUUUGGAGGAAUUCGUGCCUUUUGAAGGUGUUGCUGCACGAAGUGUUGCAGGCGUCAAUGCCCCCAGAUCUUUGCGCCCUGCUGUUCCAAGGAAGGAACCUAUCUAGAUUUCUGCGCGACUUUCAUGAUUUUUGCCUUACGAAGUUGUGGGACGAGAAGGCAAUGUGGUACAUGUUCCCCGUGUUCGUUUGUGAAGGACUAAGUGAGGACGUGUACACCCUCAUGUUGAAGUCGCAAACCUGGGAUGAGCUGGAAGCUUCUCUAAAGUUGAGGUUCCCAGAGGAUGGGGUGGAAUGCAGGCUUGGUAAGGGCCCUGAGCAGCCAACCGAGGCCGCGUCAACGCAAGGAGAGCUGAGUGGUAUACAGAGGCAAGUUGGGAUACUGGGAGAGAGGUUGGCGCGGUUGGAAGAAGCCAGGCGUGGAGAGAGGAAGACUUUUGAAGGAGCAUCUAACGGACCGGCUGGGCAGGUUGAGGCGGAGGUAGGGGAGGAUCAUCAGGAAUUACUCCUCCACAAGAGGACCCCGAGAGAGCAAGUUUGCGCCCUAGAAAGAGAUGAAGAUGAGGGGGUCAUUGAGAUCAAGGAGGAGCGAGAAUCUAGUAUGGCCCUACCCGUUAUUGCGUCGGAGCCGAAGGGAGGGCCCAUUGGCAGAGAGGCACCGUCAGCUGCGGUUCGGGGGAGGCAAAGGAGUGAGUGGUGGCCAGAGCACAGGGCAGAAGUGGUAUGUGAUCGUUGGGGAAAGAUUGGUCGCAUCCCUCAAAGAGGCAAGGAAGAGGGGGUGAUGGGUGAAAGAGGGAAACCCGAACCUCCCAAGUUAACGAAGGCUCAGCGGAAGGCGAGGAAUCGGGCCCUGAAAACCCAAGGUACCGGAAAGGGGCAGGGCAUGCGGCAGGGAGGGGCCACCCCGCAAGAGUUGGGAGGAAAGCCAGCACAGGCGGGGCCUCCGCCGACUGAGCGGACAUUAUACGGGCCGUGAACGCCAUACGGUCAAGUGGGACCAAGGCCCAUAUAUAAUUCAUAUCUGCCCUGUGUA
Messenger RNA from Chara braunii, 1505 nucleotides. Lineage: Eukaryota; Viridiplantae; Streptophyta; Charophyceae; Charales; Characeae. The record is from the annotation of a GenBank genome assembly.